Closterium sp. Naga37s-1 is the source of this 369-nucleotide messenger RNA. The record is from the annotation of a GenBank genome assembly. Lineage: Eukaryota; Viridiplantae; Streptophyta; Zygnematophyceae; Desmidiales; Closteriaceae.
AUGUGUUCAACUCACGCAUUCUCCAACCGCAGCUCGACCCUUCCCUUUCCCUCACCUCACGUCCCCCUCCCGAUGAGCCCGUUGUGCCGCGUGCCCUACCCCAGUAGCGAGGCGGGGAGCAGUGGGGCGGUUCGUGUACCAGCGCCUCUGUGCCUGCCAGGUGCUGCCAGCGGCGAAGCAUGGGCCGUCUGGCGUGGGUCAAGGAGCGGUGAGGGCGAGGAGCGGCGUCUGGGCCGCACGCGCAGCUCCAGGGAGCGAGGGCUUCCUCACGUGACGCAGCGCUGGCAGUGGUGGCAUGGGGCGCAUAUCUUCACUGCAGGACCUCAAAGGGGCGUGCGCGUGGGCCCUUUCACAAAUGGCUUCUCAUGG